AUGACUAAUGAAAAUGCAUGUAAAAGUGUAUGGAAUAAUUUGUUUGGCUCUGUAAAUUCUGGAAUUACUUGGACUUCUUCACAAAUUAAAUCGGCAUGUCCUCCGAGAAAGAAAAAAGGCAAAAAAAGACUAGAAAAUGGAGAAAAAUUAUUGGAUGAAGAGAAAAAAGACAUUCCUCAAUCAGAAUCCUCACUUCCAAAAAAAUCAUAUACAUCUCCUAGUGAAAUCUGCCCUGCUGUUGAAUCUUGUUGCUAUAUUAAAAUGCAGGAUCCUUGUAGACCAUGUUGUUGCGAAGAAACAACAAAACCAUUACCUUGUCCACCUAAACAAGGUCCGCAAAAACCACGUGAAUCAGUAUGUGGUUGUGAACUUUGUCAGAAAAAUCCAGACAACGAGAAAUGUUGUGACAAAAAUAGAGCUUUCCGCGAUAUAAAUAUCGAUCGUGAAUAUUUCGAGAAGGCAUAA
Messenger RNA from Eufriesea mexicana, 465 nucleotides. RefSeq lists its product as uncharacterized. Lineage: Eukaryota; Metazoa; Arthropoda; Insecta; Hymenoptera; Apidae. The coding region runs from base 1 to 465 and encodes 154 amino acids. The transcript is spliced from 3 exons. The record is from RefSeq and is a predicted model, not a curated record.